Cadophora gregata is the source of this 462-nucleotide messenger RNA. RefSeq lists its product as uncharacterized. The record is from RefSeq and is a predicted model, not a curated record. The transcript has a single exon. The coding region runs from base 1 to 462 and encodes 153 amino acids. Lineage: Eukaryota; Fungi; Ascomycota; Leotiomycetes; Helotiales; Ploettnerulaceae.
AUGCCUAUCACGAUCUCAACCUUCCUCAAGCCCUGGUACCGCAUCCUCGACCUCGCUCGCCAAACCCCACUAUCCUGGCACCUCUCCCGCCUCGAGGAAGAAAAGGCGGAACUCACCGAACCCAAAUCCGCCCUCGAGAAACUGAGCGAGGAAUCAGAUGUAUUCUUCACCAUCGGCCGAGCCACCCACGAUGGCUACACCAUCGAUGAGCAGCCACCUUUCACCAAGUCUCUACACCAUGCUCUAGUGUAUGCAUAUAUGUUCUGGAAGUACAGUUCGAGAUGUGUGUUCUAUCAAACUGCUGCAAUACUCUGUCGGGCGGAGAAAUGGAGUGUGAGAGAGGUAGUUAAUCCGGCUAGGGAUGGAAAGAUCCGGGUUGUGGCGGAGAGACAUGGAAUUUGUCCGGAGGAGUUCUUGAAGGUGUGUAGACGGCUCCGCUGGGUUUGGCCUUUACUUCCUUAG